Messenger RNA from Sitodiplosis mosellana (orange wheat blossom midge), 2713 nucleotides. RefSeq lists its product as uncharacterized. The transcript has 4 exons. Lineage: Eukaryota; Metazoa; Arthropoda; Insecta; Diptera; Cecidomyiidae. The record is from RefSeq and is a predicted model, not a curated record. The coding region runs from base 297 to 2606 and encodes 769 amino acids.
GACAGUUCAGGUGGACACAUAUGAACGAUUGGCAUAAGGAAUUUGUCAUAAAAUUGGUCUUCAUUACGGUAAAUACCUAUUCCAAAAAAUGCGCCGAUUGAACAUGUAGUCACGAAAGCUGUAGAUUUGAGCUUAUGCUGAAAAAAGAAUAAAAGUUAAGCGUCCAUUAAUGUAUUUGUCAAGCAGUUAGACGUUUGUUUGUCGACAGUCUACGUACGUAGACGAUAAUAUAACACUUUGUAAUAGAUAAACAUAGAGCAUUUUAACGAAAAAGUUCAAAGGGAAACAAUUGGAAAAUGUCAAGUUUUCAUAACGUGGUCAAUCGGCAAAAUCAACAUGCAACAGUCAGUUCAAUUUCGGUACAAAGUGCAUUGGAAAUGUAUUUAAUUGGAAAAAGGCCAAGUGGUAUUAUUAAUAAUCAUGAUUUGUUGGAAUAUGCACAAGCUCAACGGGAUCAAAUGGAUGACAUGAAUGGAACUUUUGGGAUAUUAAAACAUGACCAAAAAAUCGAACCAUCCAUUUUUGUAUUGGUGAAAAUUGAGAACGUCAUUUCUGUUCGAGACUUCCAUGCCAUUCAGGUUUGUGAUUUGGAAGAGAGAACCGAAUUUCAAAACGUACUCAAUCGUGCAUAUGAAGAGGACUGUGAGCCAAUUGAUAAUGUCAAAGUGAACGAUCUCUGUGUGGUACUACAUGAUUUCAAUUGGUGCCGUGCCGAGGUUAUUGGAACUGUCACUGAACGCAUUGGAAAGAUAAAAAAAAUUGUAUAUCUUUUGGAUUAUGGUCGAUCUAUUUAUACUAAAAAUCAAAAUUUGUAUUUGCUAAAGAAGCCACAUAAUUUGAUCAGGCCAUUUGCAAUCAAAUGUCAACUAUCAAUGAUGAACAAUGAAGAAGAGAUACGAAGUGAUAAUGAAUAUUCACUGUCCAAGCUGUUUGAAAACAUUACACAACAAACAAAUCAAUUUUUACUAUAUUUGAACCGGAUGGACGGUAACGUUUAUACUGAUGUUAUGCUGCUUACAGAAGAAGUCAACAUGACGACUUUCAACACAGUCUACAAUGCUUACAUGAUUCACGAAAAUUAUGGCGCAUUCGUUCGACCUAACGUGCAAUUCGAUGAUGAAAUUAGUGAAGGAUGGUCAAAAAAUAUUGUUCAAAUGAUCAAAGAGUGCACCAGUGAUCGCACAAAGAAAACCCAGGUGUUCAUUUGUCACAUCGUUUCUCCGGUUGAGAUAUAUGUGCGCUGUAGAGCAGCACAAGCAUUUAUGCUCAAGCUUCGACGAAUAAUUGACGCUUAUGCGAACAGCACAUCGGAUAAAAUUUAUCAUAAUAGUGAUGAAUUUUCGAUUGGAAUGGAUUGCUUGGUACGAUUACAAAAUUGGAAUACCGAAUGUAAUAUGAAGCAAUGGUAUCGCGGUCGCAUAUUUGAUAAGAAUGAGCAUGGAUUCAGAAUCUUUCUUCGUGAUUAUGGCCGAAGAGUUGAAGCCAUCGAUGUAAACGAUUUGAAAUCAAUACCAUUACCAUUAGCGUCACCCGCUAACGCCGUACAGAAAUGCUGUUUGAGCCUGGGUACAGAAAUGCUGUCUGAGUCCAGUACAAGUUUAUUGGAUGAAAUUGUUGGCGAAUAUGAAUAUUUUGCGAUUUCGGCUGUCUCAAAGAAACAAUCUGUUGAAGAAACGAAUCUCUGUGUUAUGCUGUGGGGAGCCACAGCCAACUAUUUGAAUAAUAAUAGUGCCGCUAUUGAUAUUUGGGACAAUCUUGGUCUGCUCGUUGUCAGUCGAUCGAUCAGAAAAUCUAUGGAAACAUUCAUCAAGAAGUCACAACGUCGUUACGAAAAAAUUCGGUCCAACGGAUUUCAAUUCAAUACGGAUAGCAAUGUCUCCGAGUUUUCUGAUGAAUACGAUAGUCUUGAAGAAUACGAUAAUCUCGAUGAUGCCAAUAAUGAAGUAAUGAAGGAUUUUUUCUCGGUUUCCGAAUGGCUUACCCGACCACUUCAAAAUAUUCAUAUAUUUAAUGGGCUUGUGACACACAUCAAUGAUAAUGGAAUAAUUUAUUUACAACAAGAGUCGGAUGUUGACAUUGCAUACCAGCUGGAACAAUCGAUAUAUAAUCAUGUGAAGAUGAAUAAUUUCAACCGACAAAAUCAUAAUUGGCAAGAAGGUGUGCCAUGUUUCUCUGAGUUUGAAGGCACUGGCUUCCAUCGGGCAGUCAUCAAGACAAUCAAUCGUGAAGAGGGGCUAUGCUUAAUAAAGUAUAUCGACUACGGUGAUAAAGCUGUAAAGAGGUUAGACGACUUAUUUCCAGCCACCAAUUUUGGUGAUAUUCCUGUUUUGGCACAUACAUUUUUCAUCCCUACUCUGGUGCCUGCUGACAAAUCUGGCCGAUGGUGUGCAGCUGUUAUGACAGAAUUUAGAUUAAGACUUCAAAAUGAAAUGUGCACCAUUUCUAUUGUGCAAGACGCAAGACGAGAACACAAAAACCAAAAAACUUUGCCAUGCUCUAUUGAACCACACAUUCUUCCCUGUGACAUACACAAAUGGCUUUUGAAAAAAAAGUUCGGGUACAAAACUGGAUUCAACGAAAAUGGUCAAGAUAUAUUGUUUAUAUAAUAAAAUGUCUCUGAUGAAAUCUUGUAAUAACUUACAGCCAAUGACAUUUUCGUUUUCAUUUUUGUAUCAAAGAGCACUCGAAUGAAAUAAAAACCGUAAAUUUGCAA